AUGACUGAAUUUAAUACAAUUGCUAUAAAAAAGAUUACCUCAUUUCUUGCAUCUAUUAUUUUAACAAUAGCAUUUCGUCAAUGGAAAAUACGGCUUACCUAUACUAUAGCUUCUUUAUAUAAAAAGCCUAAAUUAAUAUAUUCUCUGCAAGCCAUAUUACGUAUGCGUAUAAACAAAUCUAAUCCUUUAACAAGAUUGAUCAAAGGUCCGAAUAUAUGGAAUAUUGCUGUUAUUGAUAACAUUGACUUCAAGAAUAUUGUUUUUAAAUAUGGAAAUAUUUAUAAUGUUACGUGGCAAUCUGCACAUGCCACUCUAAGAAUUGUGUUUCAAUUUGAACUUCUAUUCAAUCUCUCAUCUCUUGCUCAAGGUGUUGAGUAA
This is a messenger RNA of Dentiscutata erythropus, 378 nucleotides long. The record is from the annotation of a GenBank genome assembly. Lineage: Eukaryota; Fungi; Glomeromycota; Glomeromycetes; Diversisporales; Gigasporaceae.